UCUCGACGCGCUUUCGAAUUUCCUCUCAAAACUCGAAAACGCGAUCGCUGGAAGUCACUUGCUUUACUUUGUAAUUUCCAUUCAUUGUGCAAAAUGAAAUGACUCAGCUCGAUGAUUUGCAUAGAAAAAGAGCCAGGAACGUAGAACCUAGCAGCUCCCAUGGAACACGAUUGACGGCGUCGCAGAUUAUUGCUGACGAGGAAGAAGGAUCAGAGGGCGAACAAUACAUCGACGACGACUUGGAGAGCCCAAAUGAAGACGCCGAAUUUGAACAAAGAUCCGGACGCGUUUCCUCUGAUCGAAGUCGUCGAAAGAAGAGCAAACAGAGUGUUGGUACCAAGCCAUUGGACGGACUAGAAAAAGACGAAACUGACUCUAUGAAUUUUCAAAUGCUUGUAAGAAACAUCGUGCGUCUUGCCAUUUGCUCCCAAAGCUCUCACCAAGCUCUUUCGCGAAAGGAAGUUAUACAGCGUGCAUUUUUGCAAGGAAGUUCCCGAAGCUUGUUUCAGCCUGCACUAGAAGAGGCAAACCACCAACUUCAGUCUGUCUUUGGAUUUCAACUGGUUCAAGUAAGCCCCACAAACCGAAGAAAAGAAAUGGCUAUCUCCCAAUUGCGAAAACAACAUGCUUCGAAUGCUUCUUCUUCUUCCAAUAUUCCAAAGUAUUGGAUUUUAAAAUCAUCUCUCCGUCCUGAAUACAGUAAUGAUCAACGACUUGUUCCUGACUCAUUGGGUGAUACUUCGUUUCUUGGAUUUUUGAUGCUUGUUGUUUCGCUUGUAGCAGUUUCCCAUGGAUUUCUAGGAGAGAUGGAACUGAAAUCUUAUUUAGAAAAUUUGUUAUCUUCUGAAAUAACCCCUUUUCAACUAGACUUAGAUCGCUCCCUCAAUCUUCUUGUAAGAUUUGGUUAUUUGGAUCGCGUUAAAGAUGAUACCCAUAAUCAAUCGGUUUACUAUGUUGGUUCUCGUUCUGAAGUCGAAAUUGGUAAGCAGGGUUUGAAAAGCUUCAUUUCGGAGUUUGUCCAAGGUACCAAUCUUGAUGAAGUACUACCUGACUUCACAAGUGAGAGAUCGGAAAGUCUUUCGAAUGUAACGGAAAAUGACGAUUAGAACGUCACCGUAUUUUUCACAUUCCUUUCUUGUUUCUCUUUUGUAUGUCUUAGAAUCUAUUUACUAGAGAUACCUGCAUUUGUUGUACAUUAUGUUCAUAAUGAAAAUUCAAUUCAUCACAUCUUUAUGAUCUAUCAAUAUACAAUAUUCUAUUAACAUGAAAAAU
This is a messenger RNA of Schizosaccharomyces cryophilus OY26, 1272 nucleotides long. Its product is annotated as Smc5-6 complex non-SMC subunit Nse3. The record is from RefSeq and is a predicted model, not a curated record. Gene Ontology annotation, biological process: DNA repair. Bases 99 to 1106 code for a protein of 335 amino acids. The transcript has a single exon. NCBI's taxonomy places the organism in Eukaryota, Fungi, Ascomycota, Schizosaccharomycetes, Schizosaccharomycetales, Schizosaccharomycetaceae. Gene Ontology annotation, cellular component: nucleus.